This is a messenger RNA of Folsomia candida, 912 nucleotides long. RefSeq names its product integumentary mucin C.1-like. NCBI's taxonomy places the organism in Eukaryota, Metazoa, Arthropoda, Collembola, Entomobryomorpha, Isotomidae. The record is from RefSeq and is a predicted model, not a curated record. The coding region runs from base 1 to 846 and encodes 281 amino acids. Gene Ontology annotation, cellular component: extracellular region. Gene Ontology annotation, molecular function: chitin binding. The transcript has 5 exons.
AUGGUACACGGCACCUCGUGUAGCUUUGCUCAGGUCACCCAGUCCCCUGACUGUGGCAGGGUGGAGGAUGAAUACCAGCCGUACUGUCCGAAAUGGGAACCUCUCCCUACAUACCAUCCGUACCCGUACGACUGUAAAAAGUUUCUCGAGUGUUCCAACGGUGUGGCGGUAGGGCAAUGUUGUUCCCCUGGGACUGUCUGGGACCAGUCGAUGCUCGUCUGCAACCACGAGGGAAGCACGCCAUGUGUAAUUUUCACGACGCCACCGCCCACAACGACCACUCCAACGACGACGACGCCAACGACCACGACGUCAACGACCACGACCCCAACGACCUCGACCCCAACGACCACGACCCCAACGACCACGACGCCAACGACCACAACGACUACGAAGCCAACGACCACGACCCCAACGACGACGACGCCAACGACCACAACUCCAACUACUACUCCCAAAACAACUACACCUGCGUCAACAACUACAGAGGACCCAAUUACCUGGAUUUGCCCGGAAGGUUACCAAGGACCAAUUGCCCAUCCGUACGAUUGCCACUACUUCUAUAUUUGUGAUCCCGGAAGGCGUGCGUGCCUUAUAGAAUGCUCCGCUUCGCUGUACUACAACCCGAACACUGAACAAUGCGACUGGCCCAACAAUGUACCUCAUUGCGUUGGAGGCACUCCCCCACCGGGCACACCCACCCCAAAACCACAGACUACGACACCCCUGCCAAAUUACAGAAACCAACCGAAAACUGAUGAGAGCAAUGUUUCGCACGAUCCUUGCGAAAUGGAUGAGACAUUGCUAAAAUAUAUUAGGAAUGCGAAUGCAAAUUAUUUUUCUUAACUGGCCAGAUCAUUUUUGAAAAAUAGUGCCCAAUUGUGUGUCAAAAAUAGACUUGAUAAAAUUGAA